GAAGUGUAUAGCUCUGUUGAAAGGCACAACACUCAAAAUAACAUUGGACCAAAAUACUUUUUUAUAAAAGGCCUUUUAUUUUCUGCAACGACUGGCAACCAAUAUAAAACAGUGAAGAAGAUGGUGGCCGUGACAUUCUUGUUCCUCUGCUUCUGGGCUGUAGGUGUCCACGGUGACCUCAGCCGUAUCCAGGUUACUCUGGAGCCAGACAGGCCCUCUCUGAGGGUGCAGCUCUCUCACACCGCCCACCUGCGCUGCUGCUACUCAGCCACAAGGGGAGCCGUGGAAACCACCUGGUUCAUCAGCAUCCAGACGGUCAACGGCACGUCCGCCCCGCAGGGAGUGGACCGGAGAGACUACCAUGUGACAGUGGAUGGGGGGAACCUGACUGCGGCAGGGGUCAUGUGUCACACACUCAUCCUGAGGGAAGCCCGUCUGAACGACUCAGGGUUGUACCAGUGUUUUCUCAACCACAGCGCCAUGAGGCACUCUGUGUACACCCACGGCACCUUCCUGCAGGUCUACAGGCCGAUGGUGAAGAUUCUGGACAUCAGUGAAAGCACCAGGAACUGCAUCCUGACUGCUGAGGGAAUGUUACUGAUGGUGGCAGUGCUUCUGCAUGGUACCAUGUUGCUCUGUAAGACGAAGAAACUCAAUCAACUGAAGAAGAAAAGGGUCAAAGAGAAAGAUGAGAAUAUCUAUGAGGGUCUAAAUCUGGAGGAAUGCUGCUCCACAUAUGAUCAGAUCCAGCGCUCUCUGGUGCAGGGCCCCUACCAAUACGUGGGAAACAUGAUCAUAGAGGAGGAAAUCCAACUGGAGAAACCUUGAAUGAGAGGGGGGAGGAAGAGAGGGCAGGAGAAGAGUAAUUUAAUAGAACAGAGUUGUGGUGGGGGUUUUGAAAUGAAUUUUCUUCAAAACUGCCCCCCCCCCCCCAAAAGGCAGUAACCUACAAUUCAAUUUAGCCUUUCAUUACAAAUGCCAAUACCUAAACACUUUAUAUUCAUAAAAUAGAUAUUUUUCUGCAUGUUUGUAUUUUCUAUGCUUUUGUGUAUGCAUUGGCCAAAUGUUUUUUUCCCCUCCAAUUUCCAUAAUUCAAGGCCUGAAUUGUGCUUAGUAAAUAAAAUUAUAAAACUGA
This is a messenger RNA of Oncorhynchus masou masou (cherry salmon), 1135 nucleotides long. Its product is annotated as B-cell antigen receptor complex-associated protein alpha chain-like. The record is from RefSeq and is a predicted model, not a curated record. The coding region runs from base 121 to 828 and encodes 235 amino acids. Gene Ontology annotation, cellular component: B cell receptor complex; external side of plasma membrane. The transcript is spliced from 5 exons. Gene Ontology annotation, biological process: B cell differentiation; B cell receptor signaling pathway. NCBI's taxonomy places the organism in Eukaryota, Metazoa, Chordata, Actinopteri, Salmoniformes, Salmonidae.